GGGGUGGACGGUGGGCCGGCAGACAUCGUGCUGAGGGUCAGAGAGGGGGGCGUGCUCUGGGAACCUGCCUUAGAGAUCACCUUGGCAAGGGACUGAGCCCAGGGAAGGGAUUACAGUGAGGGUCCUUGCCUCCUAGAAACCCGUCUCAGGUGAGGAUAAUGAAGUCAACCUUUAUUAGGACCUUCUUUGGCCAGGCCUUUUACCCACAUCAUCUCAAUUCCUACAAGAACCACGAAAGGUGGCAGCCCCAAGGGCGAUGUGGACCCAUUCUACUACGACUACGAGACUGUCCGCAACGGGGGCCUGAUCUUUGCUGCCCUGGCCUUCGUCAUGGGGCUCAUUAUCAUCCUCAGCAAAAGACUCCGCUGUGGGGGCAAAAAGAAGCACCGGCAAGUCAAUGAUGAUGAUCUGUAAUGACAGAGUCAGCCGUACCCCCCUUUGCAGGGCGGCGUUGGGAAGCCUUCCCUGAGCUGUAGACCUUUGUCCCCAGCACUGCCAGGCCCUUGGGCUGAAGGAAGCACCAGGCUCCAGGUGACCCCUGGGUUUUCAUGGCCUCCUCCCAACCCCAGGCUGCCUCAUGUUAACAAUAAAGCCAGCCUCAGAGACACA
This is a messenger RNA of Callorhinus ursinus (northern fur seal), 609 nucleotides long. Lineage: Eukaryota; Metazoa; Chordata; Mammalia; Carnivora; Otariidae. The record is from RefSeq and is a predicted model, not a curated record.